Molecule: messenger RNA, 396 nt
Organism: Mauremys mutica (yellowpond turtle)
Lineage: Eukaryota; Metazoa; Chordata; Testudines; Geoemydidae
Product: taste receptor type 2 member 10-like
Exons: 2
Coding region: 1-396 (131 amino acids)
Biological process (GO): G protein-coupled receptor signaling pathway; detection of chemical stimulus involved in sensory perception of bitter taste; sensory perception of taste
Cellular component (GO): membrane
Molecular function (GO): G protein-coupled receptor activity; bitter taste receptor activity
Source: RefSeq, a predicted model, not a curated record
AUGUUUAUAAACCAGUCAAGUCUCUGGUUUACCACCUGGUUCAGCAUCUUCUACUACCUGAAGAUCACCAGUUUCACCCAUUUCUUCCUCCUCUGGCUAAGGCUGAGAAUCUCUGGGCUGAUGCUGUGGCUGCUCCUGAGAUCCCAGCUGGGUAGUCUGGAAUCUUUCUUCUCCUUCAUGAUAUUCCUGAUUUUAAUCAUCCUGCUAAUCAUCUCUCUUUGGCGAAACAUCAGGCACAUGCAACACAGUAUAUCUAUCUUAAGCAACCCCAAUACUGAAGUCCAUGCUGGAGAUGUUAGAGUUCUGAUCUCCUUCCUUAUCUUCUAUGUGUUAUAUUUUAUGGCUAGUGUCUCAAUGAUAACGGUUGCUAUAGUCAAAACUUCAGGAUAUGGAUGA